UCCCAUACCGCUCUCUCUGACGCAGCUCUCUCCGACCUCGCUUGCAGGCUCCGGUACGCCAACGCGCGUUACGGCCAGAUCGCUUGUCAACUGCGUUGUCGCAUAACAAUCACGCGUACGCAUCACGCACAGCGACGUGCCUUCUGGUCUGGCUUGCGCAUUGAUAUAGCAAAGGCUAAAGGUUGUCCUUCGACUGCGAUUUCAGUC
This is a messenger RNA of Suillus fuscotomentosus, 207 nucleotides long. RefSeq lists its product as uncharacterized. The transcript has a single exon. NCBI's taxonomy places the organism in Eukaryota, Fungi, Basidiomycota, Agaricomycetes, Boletales, Suillaceae. The annotation marks the transcript as partial. The record is from RefSeq and is a predicted model, not a curated record.